UGACUGCGGGCCUUUGGCUCAAGGCUGUUAUAUUUCAGAGGGUAAGAAAGGGUGUAAUUGCAUGGACAGAGCUUACGAAAAAGAUAACUACUGUUACGACUGUGCUUGUGGCGAAACUAACGAUAGAGACUGGCGGAAAUGCUAUUUCGAUUCAAAGUUAAAAGAAAAGAUAUGUAACUGCAAACCCAACUUCAGUCAACUCGAGGGUGUUUGCGAAUCCUGCUAUUGUGGACCACAAAGCACGGGUUGCAACUUUACGAAUGGAGGAAUGAAUUGCUAUUGCAAGGAAGGCUUUGUACCAAAGAAUGAAUAUUGCCAAGCUGCCUGUAAUGAAAAGAACCCAUGCAAAUAUGGAGGUAAAUGUGUGGAUGGCUUCUGCCAGUGUAAAAACGGAACGGCCGGGACAUUCUGCCAAAUCAUUGUAGAUUGUUCCAACAAUGAGAUCUGUGGAAGAGAUGAAAAUGCCCUUUGCCUGUAUGAUGAAGAACGUGAAGAAGCCUUUUGUAGAUGCAACGGAACCGGACUCAUUUUUGAUGAAAAUAAGAAAAAAUGCGUUGAAUGUGACUGCGCAGAAAAAGGAGUUUGUUCUCUGGAAGAGGGAAAGAAAGAAUGUUCUUGCAUUCCAACCUACGGUUCAAUUGGAGGAAAAUGUACAGAAUGCAAUUGCGGAGAUAAAACGAGGAGCUGUUACUAUCUUGGAGGAAGAAAUAGGUGCUUGUGUGAAAAAGGUUUUGCUGAUAAAGACGGGAAGUGCACAGAAUGCUCUUGUGGACAUGGUGUCUGUUCUUUUAAAAAUGGAGGAAAACAAUGCCUUUGUUACAAUGACUAUAGUGAAAAAGAUGGACAAUGUGUUGCAUGUGGUUGUGGAGAGAAUGCUUUGGGAUGCACUUUUGGAAAAGAUAAAACGACAUGCAAAUGCAAGACUGGAUUUAUUCAACAUGAAAGCAAAUGCAAAGCAUGUGACUGUGGUAAGAAGGGCACUUGUUCAUUCGACAAAGAUGGCAGAGAAGUAUGUGAUUGUGACAGCGGAUAUGCAGUCAAAAAUGGAAAAUGUGUGGAGGAAUGCAGCGAGAAUUGUGACAACGGAGGAAAGUGCGAAGAAGAAAAUGACAGCCACUUCUGCAAGUGUUCCAAAGGCACGAGUGGAGAUUUGUGCGAGACCAUAGACGCUUGUGAGACAAUGUUCAAAGACUGUAAAUCCGACUUAGGGACUUGCAAGUACAAUGAGACAAGGCAAGCAGCUUACUGCGAGUGCGAUGAAAAUUCCACUUAUGACGCCAAACUGAAAAGAUGUAGAAAAACAUGUUCCAAGGAUGUACCUUGCGAAAACGGUGGGAAAUGCGUGAAUUCCAAAUGCCAGUGUCAGGAAGGUACAAGCGGAGAUUUGUGUUCCACAGUAGAUGGCUGCAAGGCAAUUCAAGAUAAAUGUAGCAAGGGUUAUGGAAUAUGCUUAUAUGCUCCAAAUAAACCAGGGAAAGCGGAAUGUGGCUGCAAAGAAGAAGGAUUCAUGUUUAGUGAGGAGAAGCAAGGUUGUCGAGCAAUUUGGUGCUUGGAAAACUCGUGCGCUGCAACUGCUAAUUGCUAUUUUGAAACAUCUACGGAAACGGCGUAUUGUGAAUGCAGAGAUAAGACUAAUUACUACAACAACACAGGGAAGUCAUGCAAUGCCGUGGAUUCGUGUCUGUUUUCUUCAAACUGCGGUAAAUUUGAAGUCUGUGAGAAUGGAAAGUGCAUCUGUCCAAGGUACCAUGUACAAACCAAUGAUGGAUGCAUGCCAAAGUUGUGUGACCUUCAUUUAUGCUAUAACUAUAAAGGAGCUAAAUGCGUAGAGACGGACAUAGUUGGAACUGUGGAUUGCGUUUGCGAUGGCGGAAUGUACUUUGAUGGAUCACAGUGCACAGGUGGUUACUGUUUCCUUCCGGACGAGUGGGGAAACUGUUAUGAUGGAUGUCCAGAUGGCAUGGAAAAGACAAACACAGGAUGCAAAGCUAAAGACGAAAGCAAGGCAUGUGAGAAAGAUUGUGGAAAAUAUGGUUUCUGCUUAAAAGAAGGCAAAGAAGAAGUGUGCAAAUGUAUACCAAAGUUCACCAAAAUGGCAAGUGGAAAGUGUAUUUUGAAUGCUACUGCUGUAUGCGCAUCUGGAAAAUUAACCAGUGAUUCAUCAAGAUGCGAGUGCACCGGAAUCUUGAAAUAUGCUGCGAAUAACAUCACAUGCGAAAAAAAAACAUGCUCGGAUGUGGACGUACAGGAAGAGUGUGACAGAGUUGGGGCAUCUGUAUGCAAAAACAAUUGGAACAAGCCAGGAAUGGAACCAGGUUCAGGUUACGAAUGUGUCUGUCCACCUGGGUAUUCUAAAAAUGCAAAGGGGAUAUGCACAGAUAAAUGCAAACUGGAGAACCAUGCAAGCGAGUGUGCUGCACGCGGUCAGAUCUGUCUUCUGGACGACUUACAUAACGCUAACUGCAAAUGUCCUCCUACAACUGCAUGGAAUAAGACGACACAGAGAUGCGAUAUUCUAAACGAAAACACGUUCAUGAUUCAGAGUUUGCCAGUUAUUAAGAAAAACUACCUGAAAAAGGAUGGUUCUGUGGAUACAGUGCGUUUGAAUGCUGACAUUGUGAAUGCGAUGAAAACUGUUUAUCAGACAAAAAUUCUGGACUACGCAUAUUUGUAUAAGUUCACGGAGACGGAAAAUGUACUGAACUGUAGUGUGCUAGUUCAGCUUAAAGAUCAGACCAAAUGGGACAUUCAUCGUUACCAAUUCUACAAGGGUCUUGACCUGGGUUGCAAGAACUGCAGCGUGAGACUGCUGCCACCUGUCGUGAUGGAUAAGGAGCUAUAUAGCCGAAUGUCUUUAGAAAAGCUUAACUUUUGCUCGGACCAUCUGAAAAAUGCGUUGUGUGGUGAAGGAAGCAAAUGCAGUGAUAGAAAAUGUUCCUGCCAAGCAGGAUAUAGAACUGUGUAUACCAGUGUGCAAGCAACUAAUGACUUUACCAUCUUAAAGUGCGAAGAUAUUAACGAAUGUUUGGAAGGCAUCGAUUCGUGUACUAAGAAUACCAGCUGCGUCAACACCCAAGGAGAUUAUUACUGUGAAUGUAAGCCAGGUUACAAGAAAUUUUCCGAUACAUAUCCUUACAAGAAUGCCCACGACAAGGAGGCCUGUGUUGAUUUUUGCAGCCCCAGUCCAUGUGUGAAAGGAUCAUGCAGUACAAAGGAAAAAGGUUUCGAUUGCAGUUGUGAAUUAGGAUAUACUGGAUCCCUUUGUGACAGAGGUGACGAGUAUCUCAAAAAAGCGAAUAACAAUUCCAAAAUUAUUGGAGGGGUCUUGGGAGCACUCCUCGGGGUUACCAUCCUUGCAUUCGCCUUUUACUAUCUAAAGAAAAGGAAUCAAGGUUCAGAAGCAGAUUUUAUCCCGGAAAGACCAGCUGACCGCUCAGAAAUGGCUGAGAGGAGGCCACCUCGUGGAAUAUCAAAUCGGUCAUAUGAAUAAACGCCACCUGGGGACGACUUGAAUAACUUAUUUAUAACAUUUUAACUGCUUUGAACUGACUUUGAACUUAGACUGUGAUGUUUUAACGGAAAUUUCGAAGACGCCAAAGCAACUUCAUCUUGCUUAAAAAGUGCUCACCACGAAGAAAAUUGUCGUUUUAAACAAACUGUUAAAGCUGUUUCUACUAUGUCUAUGCAUUUUGAAGAGUCUUUUCCUCUUUAUUUAUUAUAGUAAUUUGACCUACUCUGGUAAAAUGUACUCAUCAAAAUUCUAUUGUCACAACCUUAUAUUUUGACAUACCUUAUGUUGGAACUCCACAUCUGAUUACAAUCCAGUCAUUGUAAAUAUGCUGUAUAAGUGCAAUUGAACAUUAAAUCCUAUUUUUUAAACUGA
Uloborus diversus is the source of this 3883-nucleotide messenger RNA. RefSeq names its product neurogenic locus notch homolog protein 1-like. Lineage: Eukaryota; Metazoa; Arthropoda; Arachnida; Araneae; Uloboridae. The transcript is spliced from 29 exons. Gene Ontology annotation, molecular function: calcium ion binding. The record is from RefSeq and is a predicted model, not a curated record. Bases 62 to 3490 code for a protein of 1142 amino acids.